Sphaerulina musiva SO2202 is the source of this 5930-nucleotide messenger RNA. RefSeq lists its product as uncharacterized. Gene Ontology annotation, molecular function: chromatin binding. Lineage: Eukaryota; Fungi; Ascomycota; Dothideomycetes; Mycosphaerellales; Mycosphaerellaceae. Bases 1 to 5841 code for a protein of 1946 amino acids. Gene Ontology annotation, cellular component: Scc2-Scc4 cohesin loading complex. Gene Ontology annotation, biological process: regulation of gene expression; replication-born double-strand break repair via sister chromatid exchange; establishment of protein localization to chromatin. The record is from RefSeq and is a predicted model, not a curated record. The transcript has 2 exons.
AUGGAGAGCGGCACAGUGGAUCCUCGACAGCUGCAGCGGCCGCAGCAGAGUGGCAGUGGGAGCGGUGCACAAAUGAAUGGCGUCGCAACAGCGAGCAGCUCCCGCGGGGGAGGGCUUUACAUCCCGACAGUACAGGAAGCCCUCCCAUAUACACCCUUCAGCUCAAUAGUCCCCUUCAAUCCAGAUAUCAUGCUACCACCGCUUGCAUUGCCAAACACUGCACCAACUGCGUUUCAGAACGACGAAAGUGUCAACCUCGCACGCCGAGACCUCGACCGACUUGCAGCUGGUGCUAGGAGCGCAGAGCAGGCCUCGAAUCGGUGCUCACAGACUUUGAAUGGUGUGAAGAAGCUGUUGAAAGGCGAUGACCUGCCCGAGUACAAGUUCAAGAGGACCAAAAAGCAUCCGAAUACCGCGCAGCCGGCAGAGACCUUGACGCAGCCUGUUCUGCAGCCAAAGUUAAGCGAUUUCGCCAAGAUGGUGUUGGAUAGUACCCAAGUGUCGUACCGCUACACCACGUCUCUACAAGAUGCGUCGCAGAUUAUGGAGAAGAAGGGGUCCUCCGCUAUGGUGCGCCCCGAAGCUGGACAUCGUGAACAUAGGGAGCCUCUAGCUGCAGUGCGUUCAGAACCGCAGCGUGAUGUCCCUGCACAAUCGACUACAUCAACGCAACGUGCAGCAUCGAAGCCAAGAGUGAUAUUGGGCCCGCCGCCGGCACGACACUCGCAAUCUUCUCCAGCGGUACACGGUAACGUGCAGCAUGUAUCGAAUUCCAUAGUGCCCCAGCAGCAGCGGUCUCCGCAGCAACCACCAAAUGCUAUGCCGAUGCCGCCACGUUCCACAUCGGAUAUGCAGGCUAUACCACAGGUUCAACAGCACCGACCAGUUCAGCAUCAGAAGAAUGCGCCUGUCGCUCUUGUGCCGCACAUCCCAAGACUAUCGCAAUCGUCUCAGCAUUCGGCGACUCCUACCGCUAGUCAGCAGGAUGAACUUGCUAUGCCUAUAACAAAGCAUACCACGCCACAGCACACGAAGAACUCGCCCACGUCUACGCCGCAAUUGCAUGUGCCAUACAUUCCUAUCGUGAAGAUGACGCCGGCACAACGCGCAGAGUACCAGAGGAUACCAGACCCGACUUCGGCCAGCACGUUGGCUAGAAAUCAAAAUGCAUAUCUUACCAACGGGUCGCGUGUGAAUUCUGAUCAGCGUCAGAAGGCGGAGCAGGCUUUGGAAAGUCUGCAAAACCAACUUGAAUCGAUAUUCGCAGCUGAAGACCAGAUGCAACCGGACACCUCUGAGGAUGUGUCGAAGCGUGCAAAUACACUAUUCGAUACACGUAAUACCGAAGAAGGGCCCGCGCUCAUCCUGCAGGCUGAUGCGCAGUCAAGGCUGGAUGCCGCCUUUAAGAAAGUCGUCUCCUAUAGCCGCCUCGAUUUCGUAGAAGUCGACACCUUAACUCGGGUGCAACGCAUUUGUGAACGUUCUCUGGCCGCACUGCACUCUGGCUCUCUCGUCAUUGGAGAGGAUUGGUCGGAGGAUGAUAUUGGAGACUGGCUUGACCGCGUUUCCAAUGCUGAAAAUGGUCUCAUUGCAGCACGUACGCUGAUGCGCAUCAUGACUGGUGGAGCGCAUCGCAAGGAGUUGCAAUCGGAAGACUGCCUCAAAAACGUGCUCGAUGCCUUGAGGACGGUCGUCGAAGUGUGCGUCAUUCCUGUUGUUCAAGAGCGUGCCAGUCUUUACGAUGACGCCAAGGGCAAGAAAGAUGCGCCGAGCAAUCCCAGAUUUAGCAUCGCAACAAAAUGCCGCCCUGAGCUCCAGGGACUACUGGCAGCAGCCAUAAAGCUUUUACGACAGCUGGGUGAUCUGUUUGCCAAGACUGAUGUGGACGAGAGCGGCGUCUCCAGUCUGCAAUACAUGUGCAAGAUGCUCAUCUUUACAGAGAAUGCAAGCCACGAACGGGACUCUGCUAUCGGAAUCCAGACGUUCGAGCAGAUGCGACGCUUCGCAAUGGACGUCACUUCCAAGAUCUUCACGAAAUACACGGAUCAGCGCACUUUCAUCAUUGACGAGAUCCUGAUGUCUCUCGAGAAGCUCCCAGCCAACAAGCAGAGCGCCCGCCAAUAUCGCCCCGCCGAUGCGAAGCCUAUACAGCUGGUUUCAGCUCUUCUCAUGCGCUUAGUCCAGACUAGUGCAACGCCGAGCGAGAAGACACUCCGUCAGAAAACAGAGGCUGCGGAGUCGGAAGAUGAACUCGGCGGGGAUUCUGAAGCGGCAGACUCAGAGUCAGAAGGAGAGUCUGAGGAUUCCGACAAUGUCGUAGUCAAGAAGAACACCAAACCCAAGAAGCCUGCGGUUGACUUGUUAUCGUUCUACAGGCCGUUACAGCAAGCUACUAUCGGCCAUGCAAGAUACAUUGUGAACAUUUUGAUCCAACGAGCGUCUCAAACAACAAAAGCGAGCGAGGAACCGUACCGCAAGCUCCUGGACAUCUUCGUGGACGAUUUCCUCAAUGUACUCGGUCAUAGCGAUUGGCCUGCGGCUGAAGUCUUGCUUCUGGCACUCGUCGCACAACUCGUCAGCAUCGCCGAAAAUGCGAAGAGUCCUGCGCCCUCACGCACACUGGCGCUGGAAUUACUCGGCACUAUCGGUUCUGGAAUCUCUGGGCUUCUCUCUUCGACUGCUGAUAUGGCUAAAGCCACGGAUGCGGAUGAUCGUGUUUCGCAGCAUCUCGUCAAGCUCGCGGACACCUUCGAGGACGGAGAAUUGACCGUGUCGCAAUUGACCUCGUUCGAGGGGCCCUACCGCAUUGUCGUUCAAUACCUGCAAGAUCGAAAUGUUGGAGACGAUGCCCAACUGCUGACUGCACGCGGCUAUCAUCUGGUGCAGUGGGCGGAUCAAGUCUGCAAUGCUGGGGACGUCGGCACCAAGGUUUCGCAGGACCUCCAGGACAAGAUUCUGCACACCAUGAAGGACGUCAACUGGCUGGCCGAUCAUCAUCCUUUCCCCAAACUAGUCACCGCGCAUGGUAAGCUUGCUGCGAGGAUCGUCACCGCAAACUCGAAGCUGUGUAAGGCCUUUGAUCGCAUCUUCAACAUCAUCCUCGCCUCAAUGCGAAGUGAGCAGCCAACAGUGCGAAGUCGUAGUCUGAAGAGCGUUACGACCCUGCUCGAUCAGGAUCCGACUGUUCUUGAUCGCAGUGAUUCUGUCCUGAAGCAGAUCGUACAUUGCAUGGGUGAUUCGUCUUCACUGGUCCGGGACUCCGCGCUCAUUCUCGUCCAGAAAUGUGUCCAAUUGCGACCUCGCAUCGAGCUCAGGAUCUACGAAAAGGUGGUGGAGCGCACCACUGAUACCAGCUCAUCUGUCCGCAAGCGUGCAAUCGCAUUUCUGAAGCAGGUCUAUUUGCAUGUCGAAGACAACAACGUUCGAGCUAAGAUUUCGAACGCGAUGAUCUCUCGUGUGCACGAUGUCGACGAGGGCGUAGCAGAGGUGGCACGAGCUACCAUCGAAGACGUGUGGUUCUCCGCAUUCCGUGAUCUCAAUCGCGAAGGUCAUCGGUCUGUUGAAGCAUCGCUGCAGUUGCGUUCUCACGCUGCUCUGAUCAUCCAGACUGUCGACCUUGGAGAUAACGUUGCCAAUGUGCUAGAAGCUCUGAUCAAGAGCCUCCUGGCCAAAUCGAAACAAGCUGGUGAUAAUGCUAAGAUCUGCAGAUCAUUUGUUGCUGUAUUGUUCGAGGGCAGUAUCGAUACCAGCGAGAUUCCUGGAGAACCAUCACAAGGAGCUAUCCUGCAAGCGUUGACGGUUUUCGCCCGAGCCGGACCUACGCUUUUCACAACCUCGCAGCUUGAGCUCCUGGAGCCUUAUACCAAGAAUUUGAAGACCACCGAUGACCUCGACGCAUGGCACUUCGUCGUCACGAUUCUGCGGUAUACGUUGCCAGUACUGGCAGACUUCAAACCAGACUUCCUCGGCAACCUACAAGGGAGUCUAUUGCAAUGUGUACCGAGUAUACCCUCGUCAGAAGUUGCAGUCGUGGCACCAUGUCUGUGGACCAUUGACGGCCUCAUCGGCAAUACCGAUCGGCUUGUGCGGUUCUUGAUCUCCGCUAUGGCUGGAGUGACAAGUCGGCAACAUGUCAACCUACGCGAGGAGAAGAACCAACCACAGGUGAAGGCCGUAAACAAGCUGCUGACCAUUAUCGGACAAUUCGGAAAAGCAUGCCACCUGGAUGCCCUCCUGGCCGAUUUCAAAGCCAGCCCAAAGCUCAAUCCGUACAAGGGCAGUUCUGUUGCGGAAAUGAUGAUUGAGCUAUGCUGUAAAUUCACGACUCCGUCGCAACCCACCUCAGUGCGAGAGGCGGCCUUGGAGGCCACCCUUGCGAUUUGUCAGCGGUAUGCUACGAACUACAUGCGAGAAGAUGUGGUGAAAGCGAUUCAGCUCGUGUUUGAUGGCAAGGAGCAGUUGUUGGAGCAGGUCUUGCUGACGAGCAUGGAGGCGUUCUUCCGGUCUGGCGAGAAGGGCGACGAGGAUUCUAGUGCCCCAGAACUGGGCAGUGGUAUUGCGAGCGGAACCCAGCGCCUGGGCGGCACGUAUCAAGCCACUGGAUUCGACACGGCAUCCACAGCGUUGACUGCAAGGUUCCUGGAGAAGCACUUUGUGCGAAUCGCGCUCAGCUCGACAAAUGAUACCGCGGUGACAGCAGCUCGCAUUAUCGUGAGCAUCAAUACUCAAGGUUUCGCACAUCCUGGCCUGACGGCCAACGCGCUUGUGGCUCUGCAGACCAGCUCCAACACGACGAUUGCCAAGAUGGCCUACUUGUCGUACAAAGAGGCAUGGAUCAAGCAUGAAAGUACGCUGGAGAAGACGCUCAUGAAAUCGGUGCAGGAGGCAUUCCAGUACCAGAAAGAAGUCAUGCAUAGCACGUUAGGCUGCACUGGGCACCCACCCACGUCGAAACUGCACUAUUUCUGGGACAUUUUGAAGACCGGCAACGCCAAGUCGCGCAAGAAGUUCUUCGCCCAUUUGUGCGCUGCCAUGGACUUUGACUCGACAAAGAUGACGGAAGUCCCGGAGCUCUUACGCCAUCUCGAAUUUGUGCGUUUCUCCGUGGAGGGUAUCGCGUUCCUCGACUAUGAGAAGACCGAUGAUGUCCUGUUGAUCCUGUCCUCUCUGCAAAAGGUUUUCUCGGGGACCGGCAACGUCGUCGCGCAAUCUAUCGAGAAUGAUGUCUUUCGGCUUCAGGUGCCGGUACCCUCGACGAGUAUGAUCGAGGGGAGUUCGGAGGAGAUUCAAGGUGCGCCUGCUGCAGCAGUCCCGGCACCCAUUACCGCUGCGCGUCUGCAGCAGCUUGCUGUCUCGGCACAGAUUCUGUCCGUCGUCCAAGAGACACGCUCGUACAUGCAACGUCUGUGGCAGUGUAAGAAGUAUGUCAACAAGCCGAAGCUCGCGUCCAAGGAUGCUGGUAGUAAACCGUCCAAGGCGACGCACGCGCCUGCCCUCACCGAAGCGUUUCACAAUCGCAUCACUCACCUCAUGAGUGGUGCGGCGGAUCCGUUGAGCCAACAUGCCAUGUGUUCUGCAUUUGUGGAGCUGAUGUCUGUGGACAAUGAGGUCAAAGUGCGGUCGGAUGAUGAAGACGAGGAGAUGGCGGACGAUGACGAUGCCCGUAGCGAGGGCAGCACGGGCAAGAGUCCCGGACCGCGAGGCAAGAAGAGAAAGUCGGUCGAGGGUGGUGGCAAGGGACCAGCCAAGAAGAGAGGGAAGCAGCAGCGGAAGGGGAGCGCUUCCAAGGUCACAUUCGGCGGUGACGGUAUCGACGACGACGACGUCGACGAACUGGGGUGAAGGAAGCUUCGUUUUACAGCUUCCAAGGAUGGAUGUAUUUGAUAUUUCGCUUAACAUUGCCUGGUUUUGUGCAAUAGCAGAGAUACCCC